Molecule: messenger RNA, 1519 nt
Organism: Rhododendron vialii
Lineage: Eukaryota; Viridiplantae; Streptophyta; Magnoliopsida; Ericales; Ericaceae
Product: F-box/kelch-repeat protein SKIP4
Exons: 3
Coding region: 260-1339 (359 amino acids)
Molecular function (GO): protein binding
Source: RefSeq, a predicted model, not a curated record
CUCUCUCUCUCUGUUUCUUGAUUUCAUGGCAAUUAGAUGCUUAAACAUCGUAUGUUUGUGGGUCUACUGAGUAAACCCUCCUCCUGGAGUAUUGGGUUGUCUGAUCCACACACCAGGAAAUGAAUCAAUUUAACGCAGAUGCAGUGUUGGAGAAGAAAUUGUCAAAUUCCCAAACCUAGCUCUCUGAAAUUCUCACAUUGAUCAGAAUACUCGAGCUUUAAUUUUGUCUCAAGUACCUACCUCAAUUAGCAGCCAUAAUAUGGAUCAUACAGAAAGCGGAGCUGAGGGUUCCGGUAAUAUGGAACUAGCUCAAUUCCCUCUUAUAUGUGGACUACCUGACGACAUUGCUCUUUUGUGCUUGGCAAGAGUUCCUCGAAAGUACCAUGCACUCCUCCGAUGUGUGUCAAAGAGGUGGAGAGAGUUGCUAUCGAGUGAAGAGUGGCUUUCCUACCGUCGAAAGCAUAAUCUGUAUGAGACGUGGAUAUAUGCUUUGUGUAGAGAUAAGUUUGACCAGCUUUGCUGUUAUGUACUAGAUCCCAAUGCGCCCAAGAGGUGCUGGAAGCGCAUUCAAGACCUUCCACCUUCUAGCUUGAAGAGAAAAGGCAUGGGCUUUGAAGUGUUGAGCAAGAAAAUUUACCUGUUGGGUGGCUGUGGUUGGGUUCAAGAUGCUACUGAUGAAGUCUACUGCUAUGAUGCUGCCAUAAAUGCUUGGAAUAAAGCAUCUCCCUUGUCCACUGCAAGGUGCUAUUUUGCCUCUGAAGUUUUGAACGAGAAAAUUUAUGCAAUCGGUGGCUUAGGUUCAAACUCGACUGAUCCGAAUUCUUGGGACACUUAUGACCCUCAAACGGACACUUGGAGGUCUCAGACAGACCCCAAUCUUGUCCCAGACAUCGAAGAUUCCAUUGUCUUAGAUGGUAAAAUAUAUAUCCGAUGUGGUUCUUCUGCUGUAUCAUCUCAUGUCUAUGCAGUUGUGUAUGAACCAUCAAAUGGCACAUGGCAGCACGCGGACGCUGAUAUGGCCUCUGGCUGGCGGGGUCCAGCUGUUGUCAUAGAUGGGACCCUUUUCGUUCUGGAUCAGAGUUCAGGAAUCAGGCUUAUGAUGUGGCAAAAGGAUAGAAGGGAAUGGGUGGCUGUUGGAAGACUGUCACCGCUACUCACAAGACCGCCAUGUCGGCUUGUUGCUAUUGAGAAGAGUAUUUUUGUGAUAGGGAGAGGGCUUAGCACUGUGGUGCUGAAUGUUGGCAAUGCAGGAAAUGGGGAAGGGGUGAUGGUGAGUUCUUCUGUAACAAAACUAACUUCUGAUGAUGAUGUAAUUAGCUGUAAAUGUGUGGCAAUAUGAAUCGCUUUGGGAGCUUUUUAAGUAUUCUGAAGGCUACAUCUGCGAUUGUAAUUGUGUUCAUAUUGGGGUUUGAUUUGAAGCCCCGUUGAUGUUCAGUCGUAUCGAAUAAUUCAACAUUAACAAUAUAUGACCGUUAAUUAUUUGCGUUUUUUUUAAAGAUAUUUUUUGUGCUUUGUAUUA